This is a messenger RNA of Zingiber officinale, 1501 nucleotides long. RefSeq names its product agamous-like MADS-box protein MADS1. Lineage: Eukaryota; Viridiplantae; Streptophyta; Magnoliopsida; Zingiberales; Zingiberaceae. Gene Ontology annotation, molecular function: RNA polymerase II cis-regulatory region sequence-specific DNA binding; protein dimerization activity; DNA-binding transcription factor activity, RNA polymerase II-specific. Gene Ontology annotation, biological process: positive regulation of transcription by RNA polymerase II. Bases 513 to 1220 code for a protein of 235 amino acids. The record is from RefSeq and is a predicted model, not a curated record. Gene Ontology annotation, cellular component: nucleus. The transcript is spliced from 8 exons.
ACUUCCUCUCCAUUAAUUGGACUACUCUUUCUUUCCAUGUCCCUUUCCUCUUUCUCUCUCAUGAUGUUGCCCAUGAAAGCUGAUGCUGAUGGCAAUGGAUGCCGCACUUAAUUGCAUUACCAAUCCUCAUUCAUUUGCUGGGGCACUCUAAGUGUUUUCGUUGGACCAUCGAUUGAGAUAAAAGAGAUCAGUGAAGUGAGAAAAGGAGUGGAGAAGGUUAACAAGUUUUGCAAGCCCUGUAAAUUCAGUUCCUUUAUUCUUCAGGCCGAGAAGAUUAAGGAUAUCUGGAAAGCUUCUUGUUGCAGUCUCCGUUUAUCUUUUCUCCUCAAGAUUUCUUGUUUCCGUCGCCCAAGAUUUCCUCCUACUCCAGGGCUUCUCCCGUAAGAAAAAGAACAAAUUUUGUCAUCAUAUAUCAAAUUUGUUCUCUCCAAUCUAAUCCAUAUACUUGCGUUUUUUCUUCUCUUUUUGUUAUUGGUUUUUGGUCUUUGUAAUUUGCUCUCGAGGUCGGCAAGAUGGAGCCACCACCGGCAACGGCGGCAGCGGCGAAGAUGGGCCGUGGGAAGAUCGAGAUAAAGCGGAUUGAGAACACGACCAACAGGCAGGUCACCUUCUGCAAACGGCGAAAUGGCCUGCUCAAGAAGGCCUAUGAAUUGUCAGUCCUGUGUGACGCUGACGUUGCCCUCGUCGUCUUCUCCAGCCGCGGGCGCCUCUACGAGUACGCCACCAACAGUGUCAAAGCAACUAUCGAGAGGUACAAGAAAGCAUGUAAUGAGACCACCAACAAUGGAUUUGUUUCAGAAGCUAAUGCUCAGUAUUACCAGCAAGAAACAUCGAAACUACGACAACAAAUCAACAGCAUACUGAGCACAAACAGGAAUCUGAUGGGUGAGUCCCUUGAUUCCAUGAGCAUAAGGGACCUUAAGCAGCUGGAGAGUAGGUUGGAGAAAGGAAUCAUCAAAAUAAGAUCUAAAAAGAAUGACUUGCUGUUUGCUGAAAUUGAGUACAUGCAGAGAAGGGAGAUGGAACUGCAGAAUGACAAUAUGUUUUUAAGGAACAAGAUUGCUGAGAACGAGAGGGUGCACCAACAGAUGAAUAUGCUGCCAACGGCGGAAUACGAGAUGAUGCCUCCAUUUGAUUCAAGGAACUUCCUCGAGGUGCACUUAAUGCAGCCAAACCAACAUUACAGUCAGCAACAAAGGACAGCCCUUCAGCUGGGGUGAGAUGAAAGAAGAUGGAUUUGUGAUCACGCUUAAGGAAAGCACGUUUCGAAGGAUAAGCGUUUCCAACUUUUGUUGUACGUGCGUUGAAUAGCUCCUGUUUACUGUUAUUUAUACUGUCCUACGCAAUUAAGACUAAUUUAGUGCUUCAUGCUGCAAUAUGGUAUCGUUUAAUGCUGGAAAAACUCAUUUUCUGUCAUAUGUUUUUUCUGAAGGAAAAUUUCAGGUCAUAAACUAAUUAAUAUAUCUGUACCUGUAUUUGCUUUAAGUUACCUUGGAACAAA